GUCAUCUAUAUAAGAAGCUCUUUCCAGCACACCUCUGUCACCCACGGGAGGAAAUACAUCUGUCUUCAGCCCAGAAACAAAGAUAGGCACAGCCAAGAUGAAGAUCCUGCUCUUUGUUGCUGCUGCUCUGGCUGUGGCCAGCUGUGCAAGCAUCUCACUGGAAGACCUCGAAUUUCACGCCUGGAAACUGAAGUUUGGAAGGACUUACAGAUCCCCAACAGAGGAGGCACAGCGGAAGCAAAUCUGGCUCAACAAUCGCAAACUGGUUCUGGUUCACAACAUCAUGGCAGAUGAGGGCAUCAAGUCCUACCGCCUUGGAAUGACCUACUUUGCUGACAUGGAAAACGAAGAGUACAGGCGUGUGAUUUCCAUGGGCUGCCUGCGUUCGUUCAACGCCUCCCUGCCUCGCCGUGGCUCUUCUUUCCUCAGCUUGUUCGACGCCAACGAUCUGCCCACAUCUGUUGACUGGAGGGACAAGGGAUACGUUACAGAUGUCAAGGAUCAGAAGGACUGCGGCUCCUGCUGGGCCUUCAGCACGACCGGUUCCCUGGAAGGUCAGACCUUCAGGAAGACCGGGAAGCUGGUGUCUCUGAGUGAGCAGCAGUUGGUUGACUGCUCUGGUGACUAUGGCAACAUGGGAUGCAACGGCGGCUUGAUGGACAACGCCUUCAAGUACAUCCAGGCUAAUGGUGGGAUAGACACAGAGGAUUCCUACCCUUAUGAGGCAGAGGAUGGACAGUGCCGCUACAACCCCAGCACCGUUGGAGCCACGUGCACCGGCUACGUUGACGUGAAUCAAGGCGAUGAAGACGCCCUGAAGGAGGCUGUGGCCACCAUCGGACCCAUUUCUGUUGGCAUUGAUGCCGGCCAUUCAUCAUUCCAGCUUUAUGAAUCAGGUGUGUAUGAUGAGCCUGACUGCAGCAGCACUGACCUGGAUCAUGGAGUCCUCGCUGUUGGUUACGGCACUAACAGUGGCCUUGACUACUGGCUGGUUAAAAACAGCUGGGGUCUUAGCUGGGGAGACAGCGGAUACAUCAAGAUGUCCAGGAACAAAAACAACCAGUGUGGAAUCGCCACUGCAGCCAGCUAUCCACUGGUCUGAACAGGUCCAGCACUUCUCAACAGAGGGAAAAAGUGACAUGUAAUUUGCUGUAAUUCCUUUUUAAGAGCAACUGAGUCAUGUGCUGAAAACUAAACAUGCUUCUCUGUUCUCUGCAACGGCUCUUUGCCUCAGUGCACUCGUAAUAAAAGUUGUUUAUGAGCAUUGUAAAUAAAUGUAAAGAAAUAAAAUCUGUCAUUGAAUGUAAA
This is a messenger RNA of Poecilia reticulata (guppy), 1308 nucleotides long. It is a transcript of the gene ctsl.1, whose product is annotated as cathepsin L.1. Gene Ontology annotation, biological process: proteolysis. Gene Ontology annotation, molecular function: cysteine-type peptidase activity. NCBI's taxonomy places the organism in Eukaryota, Metazoa, Chordata, Actinopteri, Cyprinodontiformes, Poeciliidae. The record is from RefSeq and is a predicted model, not a curated record.